ACUUUCCCACUCUUUUUUCUCUCUUUCAAAACCCUAACCCUAACUCUAGACCGUAGAAGACAAAGCAGAAGGAGAAGAAGAUGCUGGAGUUGAGGCUGGUUCAGGGGAGCCUUCUAAAGAAGGUUCUAGAGGCGAUCAAGGACCUGGUUAACGAUGCCAACUUCGACUGCUCCGCCACCGGAUUCUCUCUCCAGGCCAUGGAUUCCAGCCACGUAGCCCUUGUUGCUCUGCUCCUCAGAUCGGAGGGCUUCGAGCACUACCGCUGCGAUCGGAACAUCUCCAUGGGCAUGAAUCUCAAUAACAUGGCCAAGAUGCUGAAGUGCGCCGGAAAUGAUGACAUUAUCACCAUCAAGGCCGAUGACGGCAGUGACACUGUCACCUUCAUGUUUGAAAGCCCUACCCAAGAUAAGAUUGCUGAUUUUGAGAUGAAACUGAUGGACAUUGAUAGCGAGCACCUUGGUAUUCCCGAAGCAGAAUACCAUGCUAUUGUUCGGAUGCCUUCAUCUGAGUUUCAAAGGAUUUGUAAAGAUCUUAGCAGCAUUGGUGACACAGUUGUUAUCUCUGUGACAAAAGAGGGUGUGAAGUUCUCAACACGAGGUGAUAUUGGGACUGCAAAUAUUGUUUGCAGGCAGAAUACUACUGUGGACAAGCCGGAGGAAGCAACAGUAAUAGAGAUGAAUGAACCGGUUUCAUUAACAUUUGCACUGAGAUACAUGAACUCCUUCACAAAAGCAACCCCAUUAUCAAACACUGUUACAAUUAGCUUAUCCUCAGAGUUGCCUGUUGUGGUUGAGUAUAAGAUUGCAGAGAUGGGUUAUAUCAGGUUCUACUUGGCACCCAAGAUCGAAGAGGAUGAGGAUGAGACCAAGCCCCAAGCCUAAUUCCUCAGCAUUUCCAGCAAAUUCUACAUUCCUAUUUCUAUUCCUCUUUUCCUCCCUAAACUUCAUGUUGAGAGGAUGUUGCUUAUACAUUUUCUGAGGAUAUUAUCAAUGUAGGCAAGUGUUGUAUUUGCUUUUAGAAAACGUGAUGUGGUGGUUAGUUUUUGUUUUUUCGCUUGUGAGUAUGACUAGUACAAGAGCUUCAUCCCCCUGCUUUUUUCAUUCUGAGCUCAACUUGGAUUGAAGCUUUUAUUGAAUGUUGCAGGUUUGAUUGAUCUGUUUGAGGUAAAUUUCAUUUUCACUUCAAGCUAAUGAUGAAUGAAAUUUCAAACUA
Molecule: messenger RNA, 1212 nt
Organism: Vitis riparia (riverbank grape)
Lineage: Eukaryota; Viridiplantae; Streptophyta; Magnoliopsida; Vitales; Vitaceae
Product: proliferating cell nuclear antigen
Exons: 4
Coding region: 81-881 (266 amino acids)
Biological process (GO): leading strand elongation; translesion synthesis; regulation of DNA replication
Cellular component (GO): PCNA complex
Molecular function (GO): DNA binding; DNA polymerase processivity factor activity
Source: RefSeq, a predicted model, not a curated record